UGCAUCAGGGCUAACUGGGCAUAAAGGAUGCCCUGUUGAGUCCAGCAAUGCAUGCAUUGUUUGCCUGAAAAUGGAGUCAGCAUCUCCCUGGGAAAAUAUAGCUAAUUUAUUUUAUAUAUUUUGCCACCAUCAGCAGUUGAACUCAAGCUGCUCCGUUCUCUGAUGGGUUAAUUUUUGCUUGGUGCAGAUCUAGGCUGAUGGAUAAAUUGCAGCCCUUUCUCUUUUCGUGGAGGACUCUGAAGUCUUUUUUUCAGGAUUAGUGCUUGCUUUCGACUGCCGCAUGUGUGGUGACUCCGGAUCCUUCCCCUUCGGAAGAGCGCCCUUUGCAGCAUUCCCCCUUCGGAGGAAUCACUUAGACACUUCCAGCUGGUGGCAGGGGAUGCGGCCAUAACAUAGCUCCUUGGUCCCAGCUGCCUCCACUACAGCCUCUGCCGCAGGAUGGCUGCCCUCUCCGGGAGAGGGGAAAGCGCCGCAAGGUGUAGGGUGAAAUCCGGACCCGGCUGUGGUGGGUUUUGAAAGCUGCAAUUUCCCCAGCAUCUCUGCUUCUUUGCCUCUUGGAUGCUUCCCUGCUGUUCAGCCCAGGCUCCUCUCCAGCGAGGGCUAUGCUGCUCUGUGCCUGAUUAGAGGUGCCCAGGGAGAUCACCUUUUCGGAGAAAGCUCUGCCUGCUUGACAGGGUCUUUUUCAAUGCAUUAUGGCUCAUGCCGCCUCCCAGUUAAAGAAGAACCGGGAUUUAGAAAUCAAUGCUGAAGAAGAGACUGAGAAAAAAAAGAAACACCGCAAACGGUCCCGGGAUCGCAAGAAAAAGUCUGAUGCCAACGCAAGUUACUUGAGAGCAGCUCGGGCGGGACACCUGGAAAAGGCCCUCGACUACAUCAAAAAUGGAGUGGACAUCAACAUCUGCAACCAGAAUGGGUUGAACGCACUCCAUCUUGCUUCCAAAGAAGGCCAUGUGGAAGUGGUCUCUGAGCUCCUACAGAGGGACGCCAAUGUCGAUGCAGCCACAAAGAAAGGGAACACAGCCUUACACAUCGCAUCGUUGGCCGGGCAAGCAGAAGUGGUCAAGGUCUUGGUUACGAAUGGAGCAAACGUCAACGCACAAUCUCAGAAUGGCUUCACGCCAUUGUAUAUGGCAGCCCAGGAGAACCAUCUGGAAGUUGUCAGGUUUCUUCUGGACAAUGGUGCCAGCCAGAGCCUGGCCACAGAGGACGGCUUCACGCCAUUGGCUGUAGCUCUGCAGCAAGGUCACGACCAAGUUGUGUCACUCCUGCUCGAAAAUGACACAAAAGGAAAAGUGCGUCUCCCAGCCCUCCACAUCGCGGCCCGGAAAGAUGACACAAAGGCAGCAGCCCUGCUCCUGCAGAACGACAACAAUGCGGAUGUGGAGUCAAAGAGUGGCUUCACCCCGCUUCACAUAGCUGCCCACUACGGGAAUAUUAACGUGGCCACGUUGCUGUUAAAUCGAGCGGCUGCCGUAGACUUCACCGCACGAAAUGACAUCACUCCCUUACAUGUCGCCUCGAAACGAGGGAACGCGAAUAUGGUGAAGCUGCUGCUCGACCGGGGUGCGAAGAUCGAUGCCAAGACCAGGGAUGGUCUGACACCGCUGCACUGUGGGGCAAGAAGUGGCCAUGAGCAGGUGGUAGAGAUGUUGCUUGACAGAGCUGCACCCAUCCUUUCAAAAACCAAGAAUGGACUGUCUCCAUUGCACAUGGCCACCCAAGGGGACCAUUUAAACUGCGUCCAACUCCUCCUGCAGCACAACGUGCCUGUGGAUGACGUCACCAACGACUACCUGACUGCCCUCCAUGUGGCGGCCCACUGUGGCCAUUACAAAGUUGCCAAGGUUCUUUUGGAUAAGAAAGCUAAUCCCAAUGCCAAAGCCCUGAAUGGUUUCACUCCUCUCCAUAUCGCCUGCAAAAAGAACCGGAUCAGAGUAAUGGAACUCCUCUUGAAGCACGGUGCAUCCAUCCAAGCCGUAACCGAGUCGGGCCUUACCCCAAUCCAUGUUGCUGCCUUCAUGGGACAUGUAAAUAUCGUGUCACAGCUAAUGCAUCAUGGAGCCUCCCCAAAUACCACCAAUGUGAGAGGUGAAACAGCAUUGCAUAUGGCGGCUCGGUCAGGCCAAGCGGAAGUGGUGCGGUAUCUGGUACAAGAUGGCGCUCAGGUAGAAGCAAAAGCUAAGGAUGACCAGACCCCACUCCACAUUUCAGCCAGACUGGGGAAGGCGGAUAUAGUGCAGCAACUGUUGCAGCAAGGAGCAUCGCCCAAUGCGGCAACAACUUCCGGGUACACCCCGCUUCACCUUUCGGCCCGAGAGGGGCAUGAGGAUGUAGCUGCGUUCCUUCUGGACCACGGAGCAUCUUUAUCCAUAACAACAAAGAAGGGAUUCACUCCUCUCCAUGUGGCUGCGAAAUAUGGAAAGCUUGAAGUAGCAAAUCUCCUGCUGCAGAAGAGUGCAUCUCCAGAUGCUGCUGGGAAGAGCGGGCUAACUCCACUGCAUGUAGCAGCACACUACGAUAAUCAGAAAGUGGCCCUUCUACUUUUGGACCAGGGAGCCUCACCUCACGCAGCUGCAAAGAAUGGUUAUACGCCACUGCAUAUUGCUGCCAAGAAGAACCAGAUGGACAUAGCGACUUCUCUGCUGGAGUAUGGUGCUGAUGCAAAUGCGGUUACCCGGCAAGGGAUUGCUUCUGUCCAUCUUGCGGCUCAGGAAGGGCACGUGGACAUGGUUUCACUGCUCCUCAGUAGAAAUGCCAAUGUGAACCUGAGCAAUAAGAACGGCCUCACCCCACUCCAUCUGGCUGCUCAAGAAGACAGAGUAAAUGUGGCUGAAGUCCUUGUCAACCAAGGGGCCCACGUAGAUGCCCAGACAAAGAUGGGCUACACGCCACUCCAUGUGGGCUGUCACUAUGGAAACAUCAAAAUAGUCAAUUUUCUGCUGCAGCACUCUGCAAAAGUUAACGCCAAAACAAAGAAUGGAUAUACACCACUGCACCAGGCAGCUCAGCAGGGCCACACGCACAUCAUCAACGUCUUGCUGCAGAACAACGCUUCCCCCAAUGAACUCACUGUGAAUGGGAACACAGCCCUGGCCAUCGCCCGGCGUCUUGGCUACAUCUCCGUGGUUGACACACUGAAGGUCGUGACAGAGGAAACUAUGACCACCACUACCAUCAUUGAGAAGCACAAGAUGAAUGUUCCGGAAACAAUGAAUGAAGUUCUCGAUAUGUCAGAUGAUGAAGUUCGUAAAGCCAACGCCCCCGAAAAGCUCAGUGAUGGGGAAUAUAUCUCAGAUGUUGAAGAAGGUGAAGAUGCCAUCACAGGGGACACUGACAAGUAUCUCGGGCCACAGGACCUUAAGGAACUGGGUGAUGACUCCCUGCCAGCGGAGGGUUAUGUGGGCUUCAGUCUCGGAGCCCGUUCUGCCAGCCUCCGCUCCUUCAGUUCGGAUAGGUCAUACACCUUGAACAGAAGCUCCUACGCGCGGGACAGCAUGAUGAUCGAGGAACUUCUGGUACCAUCCAAAGAGCAGCACCUAACAUUCACAAGGGAGUUUGAUUCAGAUUCUCUCAGACACUACAGCUGGGCAGCAGACACCUUGGACAAUGUGAACCUGGUCUCAAGCCCUGUGCAUUCUGGGUUUCUCGUUAGCUUUAUGGUGGACGCGAGAGGGGGCUCCAUGCGAGGAAGCCGCCAUCAUGGGAUGCGGAUCAUCAUCCCUCCACGCAAGUGUACGGCCCCCACCCGCAUCACCUGCCGCCUGGUAAAGAGACAUAAACUGGCCAACCCACCCCCCAUGGUGGAAGGAGAGGGAUUAGCCAGUAGGCUGAUAGAAAUGGGUCCUGCGGGGGCACAAUUUUUAGGCCCCGUCAUAGUGGAAAUCCCUCAUUUUGGGUCCAUGAGAGGGAAGGAGCGGGAACUUAUUGUUCUUCGGAGUGAAAAUGGCGAGACCUGGAAGGAACAUCAAUUUGACAGCAAAAACGAAGACCUCGCUGAACUGCUCAACGGCAUGGAUGAAGAACUUGACAGCCCAGAAGAGUUGGGGACAAAGCGGAUCUGCAGGAUCAUCACGAAGGAUUUCCCCCAGUAUUUUGCCGUGGUUUCCCGGAUUAAGCAGGAAAGCAACCAGAUCGGUCCUGAGGGUGGGAUUCUGAGCAGCACCACCGUGCCCCUGGUCCAGGCGUCUUUCCCAGAGGGUGCCUUAACCAAAAGGAUCCGAGUGGGUCUCCAGGCUCAGCCAGUUCCAGAGGAGAUUGUGAAAAAGAUCCUUGGAAACAAAGCAACAUUUAGCCCAAUUGUCACCGUGGAACCAAGAAGGAGGAAAUUCCAUAAGCCAAUCACCAUGACCAUUCCGGUGCCCCCACCCUCAGGAGAAGGCGUGUCCAAUGGGUACAAGGGGGACACCACGCCCAACCUCCGCCUCCUCUGUAGCAUCACAGGGGGCACCUCGCCGGCUCAAUGGGAAGACAUCACAGGAACUACCCCUCUGACCUUCAUAAAGGAGUGCGUGUCUUUCACAACCAAUGUUUCAGCCAGAUUUUGGCUUGCAGACUGCCACCAGGUUUUAGAAACUGUAGGGCUGGCCUCACAGCUAUACAGAGAGUUGAUAUGUGUCCCCUACAUGGCCAAGUUCGUUGUUUUUGCCAAAACGAAUGACCCGGUGGAGUCCUCCCUGCGGUGCUUCUGCAUGACGGACGACAGGGCAGACAAAACCCUGGAGCAGCAGGAGAACUUUGAGGAGGUGGCCAGGAGCAAAGACAUUGAGGUUCUGGAAGGAAAGCCCAUAUUUGUUGAUUGCUAUGGAAACCUGGCCCCUCUUACCAAAGGAGCUCAGCAGCUUGUUUUUAACUUCUAUUCUUUCAAAGAAAACAGACUUCCAUUUUCCAUCAAGAUUAGAGACACCAGCCAAGAGCCCUGUGGCCGUCUGUCUUUCCUGAAAGAGCCGAAGACAACAAAGGGAUUACCCCAAACGGCUGUUUGCAACUUAAAUAUUACUCUACCUGCACAUAAAAAGGAGACAGAGUCAGAUCAAGAUGAUGAGGCUGAGAAAGCGGACAGACGGCAGAGCUUUGCAUCUUUAGCUUUACGUAAGCGCUACAGCUACUUGACUGAGCCUGGCAUGAUUGAACGGAGUUCAGGAACAGCAAGAACCCUCCCUACCACUUACUCAUACAAGCCAUUCUUUCCUACAAGACCUUACCAGUCCUGGACCACAGCUCCAGUCUCAGUACCCGGGCCGGCCAAGUCAGGCUUCGCCUCCUUAUCCAGCUCCUCCUCUAACACGCCAUCAGCAUCUCCGUUAAAAUCCAUAUGGUCUGUUUCGACUCCUUCUCCAAUCAAAUCCACACUAGGCGCAUCAACUACAUCUUCGGUCAAAUCCAUUAGUGACGUGGCAUCUCCUAUUAGAUCUUUUCGGACAAUUUCUUCGCCGAUAAAAACAGUGGUGUCCCCGUCUCCAUACAAUAUCCAAGUUACCUCUGGUACCCUGGGGAGACCUCCCACAGUCACCACCGAGGCUACGCCCUUAAAGGGGCUGGCGCCCACCUCAACCUUUUCCUCUCGAACUUCUCCAGUGACGACCGCAGGGUCUCUUUUAGAGAGGUCAUCCAUUACCAUGACACCCCCCGCCUCCCCCAAGUCAAACAUUACUAUGUAUUCCUCAAGCUUGCCGUUUAAGUCGAUUAUAACCUCAGCAGCACCGCUGAUCUCUUCGCCUUUGAAGUCGGUGGUGUCUCCAACUAAGUCUGCAGCCGAUGUCAUCUCCUCAGCUAAAGCUACGAUGGCAUCAUCUCUCUCCUCCCCCUUAAAGCAGAUGUCUGGACAUGCAGAGGUAGCACUGGUCAAUGGGUCUGUUUCUCCUCUGAAGUACCCUUCGUCUUCAUCUUUAAUUAAUGGAUGCAAAGCCACUGCCACGUUACAGGACAAAAUUUCUACAGCCACAAACGCUGUGAGUUCAGUGGUGAGCGCGGCCACUGACACGGUGGAGAAAGCACUCUCUACCACAACAGCCAUGCCCUUUUCCCCACUCAGGUCAUAUGUGUCUGCAACGCCCUCCUCGGCUUUUCAGUCUCUUAGAACGCCCUCCGCAAGUGCACUCUACACCUCCCUCGGGUCUUCAUUAUCUGCUACUACCUCAUCUGUAACGUCAUCAAUAAUCACAGUGCCAGUAUACUCAGUAGUCAAUGUUUUGUCGGAACCAGCAUUGAAGAAACUUCCAGACUCUAAUUCGCUCACAAAAUCGGCAGCGGCUUUGCUGUCACCCAUUAAAACAUUGACUACGGAGACACGCCCCCAGCCCCAUUUCAAUCGAACUUCAUCUCCCGCUAAGUCAUCUCUGUUCCUCACCCCCUCUGCCCUUAAGCUGUCGGCACCAUCUUCUUUAUCUUCCAGUCAGGAGAUCUUAAAGGACGUGGCUGAAAUGAAGGAGGACCUCAUGAGAAUGACCGCCAUCCUGCAGACAGAUGUGCCUGAGGAAAAGCCAUUCCAACCCGACCUUCCCAAAGAAGGGAGGAUAGAUGAUGAAGAACCUUUCAAAAUUGUUGAGAAAGUGAAGGAAGACUUAGUGAAAGUCAGUGAGAUCCUCAAAAAGGACGUGUGUGUCGACAGCAAAGGGCCACCGAAAUCCCCGAAGAGUGACAAAGGCCAUUCCCCAGAGGAUGACUGGAUAGAAUUUAGUUCUGAGGAAAUACGAGAAGCCAGGCAGGCUGCUGCCAGCCAUACCCCAUCUCCAUCCGAGAAAGUGCAUGGGAAGGCCAACCUGACUAGAGUCAUUGACUACCUGACCAAUGACAUUGGGAGCAGCAGUUCACUGACCAACUUAAAGUACAAGUUUGAAGAUGCCAAGAAGGAUGGAGAGGAGAGACAGAAAAGGAUUCUCAAGCCAGCCAUGGCCUUGCAGGAGCAUAAACUCAAAAUGCCGCCAGCCUCCAUGAGGCCUUCCACCUCCGAGAAGGAACUGUGCAAGAUGGCUGACUCUUUCUUUGGAUCAGAUGCCAUCUUAGAGUCUCCUGAUGACUUUUCUCAACAUGACCAAGAUAAAAGUCCCUUGUCCGACAGUGGCUUCGAAACCAGAAGUGAGAAAACACCGUCAGCCCCACAAAGUGCCGAGAGCACAGGCCCUAAGCCACUUUUUCAUGAAGUCCCCAUCCCUCCCGUCAUCACGGAGACAAGGACUGAAGUAGUCCAUGUGAUCAGGAGUUAUGAGCCCUCCACUGGUGACAUCCCCCAGUCCCAGCCAGAGGACCCCAUGUCCCCCAAACCUUCAGCUACGUUUAUGGAGUUGGAGCCAAAGCCUACCACCUCUAGCAUUAAGGAAAAAGUAAAAGCAUUUCAAAUGAAAGCCAGUAGCGAGGAAGAGGACCACAGUCGGGUUUUAAGUAAAGGCAUGCGUGUCAAAGAAGAGACUCAUAUCACUACGACCACCAGGAUGGUGUAUCACUCCCCUCCAGGCAGUGAGUGUGCCUCAGAAAGAAUUGAAGAAACCAUGUCAGUCCACGACAUCAUGAAAGCCUUUCAGUCUGGGAGAGACCCGUCCAAAGAGCUGGCGGGGCUGUUUGAACACAAGUCGGCCAUGUCUCCAGAUGUCCCCAAGUCUGCUGCUGAGAUCUCAGCCCAGCACGCAGAGAAGGACAGCCAAAUGAAACCCAAACUGGAGCGUAUAAUAGAAGUCCACAUCGAAAAAGGUAACCAAGCUGAACCCACUGAAGUCAUUAUUAGAGAGACCAAAAAGCAUCCAGAAAAGGAAGUACCUGGGUGUCAGAAAGACUUAUCCCGGGGAAGUAUUAACUUAAAAGAUUUUCUGCCAGAGAAACACGAUGCUUUCCCUUGCCCCGAGGAGCAGGGUCAGCAAGAAGAAGAAGAACUUGCAGCAGAAGAGUCCUUGCCUUCUUAUCUGGAAUCUUCCAGAGUAAACACUCCAGUGUCCCAAGAAGAAGAUAGCCGUCCCAGUUCCGCACAGCUCCUGUCCGAUGACUCUUACAAAACACUGAAGCUGUUGAGUCAGCACUCUGUAGAAUACCAUGAUGAUGAGUUGUCAGACCUAAGAGGGGAGUCUUACAGGUUUGCUGAGAAAAUGCUUCUGUCAGAGAAGUUAGAUGUUUCUCACUCUGAUACCGAGGAAUCGGUGACAGACCCUGUAGGACCCCCUAGCUCACAGUUACAGAGGUCUGAUAAGCGCUCCAGAGAUAAAGUAGCCACUGCCCCCCAGAAAGAAAUCCUCUCCAAAAUCUAUAAAGAUGUGUCUGAAAAUGGUGUAGGGAGAGUGUCUAAAGAUGAGCAUUUUGAUAAAAUGACAGUGUUGCACUAUGCGGGUAAUGUCAGUGGUCCAAAACAUGCCAUGUGGAUGCACUUGUCUGAGGACAGACUAGACAGAGGUAGAGAGAAGUUAAUAUAUGAAGAUAGGGUGGACAGGACUGUGAAGGAGGCUGAAGAGAAAUUGACUGAAGUGUCACAGUUUUUUCGUGACAAAACCGAGAAGUUAAACGAUGAACUGCAGUCCCCGGAGAAAAAGCCACGCCCCCAAAAUGGCAAAGAAUACUCUUCCCAGAGUUCCACCAGCAGUAGUCCCGAGAAGGUGUUAACAGAACUAUUGGCAUCCAAUGACGAAUGGGUUAAAGCCAGGCAGCGUGGUCAAGAUGGACAAGGUGUCCCUCAGGCUGAGGACAAGAAGACAUGCAUUGGGUCAAGCAGCCCAGAGAAGAGGGUCCCUUCCCAACAGAGUGAGGAUGGCCAGCCUACAGAGGAAGCCAAAAGAACUGUCAUUGCUCAGGGCAGGGGACCAGAAGGGCCCCAGUCUGGGUUUCAGCUCAAACAAUCCAAACUCAGUUCCAUUCGCUUAAAAUUUGAACAAGGCACCCGUGCAAAAAGUAAGGACCUAUCUCAAGAAGAGAAAACUCUGGAUGGCCCAUCCCGAAUCCCAGUUAAGAAAACUCAAGAAAGCAAGCUGCCCACACACCCAGGUUUUGCUAGAGAAAAGCAGCAGAAGGCUGUAGACCUCUCAGAGGAGAGAGGGCCAGUGCAAAAUGAUGUUACCAUAGUCAAAGUCGAGCAUGCCAAAAACAAUGACAUUGUUGUGAAUGAGUCGGGCCCCGAUGACGUCAAAAGACACAGAACUGAGAUGCUAAGUAAGGCAAUGCCUGAGUUCUUCCCUGAGCAGCAGGCUGAAGAAGACUCGGCCUGUUCCAUGACAUCAGACCUAGCAACCAAGGGACCAUGGGACAGAAAGGGCUUUAGAACGUGGGAAAGUUCUGGGGCCAAUAACAAUAAGGCUCAGAAAGAGAAACUGUCGCACGUGCUUGUUCACGACAUCAGACAGAGUCAUACGGGCCGCCCCGAUGAGAGCGAGAACGCCGAUCCAAAGAAUGAAUUUAUGUGUGUGACUGAGAGAGAACACAAAUUGUUAACGAAUGGCUCUCUCUCAGAAAUUAAGGAAAUGAGUGUAAAGUCUCCCUCCAAGAAAGUGUUAUACAGGGAGUACAUUGUUAAAGAAGGGGACCGUCCUCCCAGCGGCGCUCUCGACCGGCUUCCCAGGAGAAGCGAGAGCUCAGUGGGAUCUCACAUUCCCAUCAGGGUGGCAGACGAGAGGAAGAUGCCGUCUUCUAACAUUCCUGAUGGGUUUUGUGAGCAGUCAACAUUUCCAAAACAUGAACUAUCCCAAAAAGUGACCCGGUCACGUGUGAGCAAAGAGAUAGUGGAGAAUCAGCACUUUAAUUCCAUAGAUGAUGAAAAAGUUACCUAUUCUGAGAUCAGCAAAGUUUCCAAACAGAGUUACGUAGGCCUCUGUCCAGUUCUUGAUGAAACUGAGACCUCUCCCAUCAGAUCUCCCGAUUCGUUAGAGUUUAGCCCAGGAAAAGACUCUCCCUCUAGUGAUGUGUUCGACCACGGCUCCAUGGAGGGGUUGGAGAAGCUUGCUCCCCUAGCCCAGACAGAGGGAGGGAAAGAGAUCAAAACCUUACCUGUUUAUGUCAGCUUCGUACAAGUAGGGAAACAGUAUGAAAAGGAGCUCCAACAAGGAGGUGUAAAGAAAAUCAUAAGUCAGGAAUGUAAGACGGUGCAGGAAGCCAGGGGAACCUUCUAUACAGCUAGACAGCAAAAACAGCCGCCUUCUCCCCAGGGCAGUCCAGAAGACGAUACUCUAGAGCAAGUGUCCUUUCUAGACAGCUCUGGGAAGAGCCCUUUGACCCCGGAAACUCCCAGCUCAGAGGAAGUGAGUUAUGAGUUCACGUCUAAGACGCCAGACUCCCUCAUAGCUUUUAUACCAGGACAACCCAGCCCGAUUCCUGAGGUUUCUGAGGAGUCGGAGUCGGAGGAACCCAAGUCAGCCCCCCUAAAGCAGGUGACUGUGGAGCGGGAAACGGAUCGCAAUGUGAGCAAAGACUCAACCCAAAGAUCCAAAUGUAACCGAGUUGCCUAUAUUGAGUUUCCUCCUCCUCCCCCUCUGGAUGCCGACCAGAUGGAAUCAGAUAAGAAACAUCAGUACCUCCCUGAAAGGGAGGUUGACAUGAUUGAGGUCAACCUUCAGGAUGAGUGUGACAAGUACCAGUUGGCCGAACCUGUCAUCCGAGUGCAGCCCCCAUCACCGGUCCCUCCCGGUGCCGAAGCCAGCGACUCCAGUGACGAUGAGUCCAUGUAUCAACCAGUCCCAGUUAAAAAAUACACCUUCAAGUUAAAGGAAGUUGAUGAAGGACAGAAAGACAUGGCCAAAUCCAAAACCGCUGCCAUGAAAGCUUCCAACCAGAAAGAGGCAGAGAGUAAUGGGAGAGAGAGUGAGUCCGGCCUUGACUCACCUCAGAACGAAACGGCUCAGAAUGGAAACAAUGACCAGUCUGUCACUGAGUGUUCCAUCGCAACCACGGCUGAGUUUUCCCAUGACACAGAUGCCACCGAGAUUGACUCUCUGGAUGGCUAUGACCUACAAGAUGAGGACGAUGGCCUAACAGAGAGUGACUCUAAACUCCCCAGUCAAACUGUGGACACCAAGAAGGACGUCUGGACAGAGGGCAUCCUGAAGCCUGCCGACCGCUCUUUCAGUCAGAGUAAACUGGAAGUGAUUGAGGAGGAGGGGAAAGUGGGACUGGAUGAAGAGAAGCCAUCUUCUUCCAAAAGCUCUUCAUCAGAUAGAACCCCGGAGAAGAGCGAUCCCAAGUCAGGGACCCAGUUUUUCACCCUGGAAGGCAGACAUCCAGACAGAUCGGUAUUUCCCGAUACUUACUUCAGUUACAAAGUCGAUGAAGAAUUCGCCACUCCUUUUAAAACAGUAGCGACCAAGGGUCUAGAUUUUGACCCUUGGCCCAAUAACCGAGGGGACAAUGAAGUUUUUGAUGGUAAAUCUCGGGAAGAUGACACUAAGCCAUUUGGUCUGGCGGUGGACGACCGCUCUCCGGCAACCACCCCUGACACAACGCCGGCCAGAACACCAACUGAUGAGAGUACCCCAACUAGUGAGCCUAACCCCUUUCCAUUUCAUGAAGGAAAAAUGUUUGAGAUGACCCGCAGUGGUGCAAUUGACAUGAGCAAGAGAGAUUUUGUGGAAGAAAGGCUCCAAUUUUUCCAGAUUGGUGAGCAUACUCCUGAAGGGAAGUCAGGGGCCCAGGGGGAAGGGGAUAACAGUAUGGUCACUGACACCCCACAGCCACAGUCAGGGGACACCUCAGUAGACACCAAUCUAGAGAGAGAUGUAGAGGCACCUACAGUCGAACCCAACCCCAGCAUCCCGACCAUCGGAGAGUGUCAGGAAGGCGCAGCCUGUAGUGGCUCUCUGGAGAAGUCAACAGCUGCUGCUAACACCUCAAAAGUUGACCCCAAGUCACGCACGCCUAUAAAAAUGGGAAUUUCUGCAUCUACCAUGACUAUGAAGAAAGAAGGCUCUGGAGAAGUGACAGAUAAGAUAGAGGCUGUGGUGACCAGUUGCCAGGGGUUAGAAAAUGAAAUGGUGACAGUAAUCUCAAGUGCACCCAAUAGCCAGGUGGGCGUUAGGUCCCAAGAGAAACACGAUUUUCAAAAAGAUAACUUCAAUAACAACAAUAAUCUGGAUUCUUCCACUAUGCAGACAGAUAACACCACAAAUCACGUAGUUCUGACAGGACGUGCUGCACCCACUCGUACCACAGAGAAAGCUAAUCCAGUGAAAGGCUCAGGAAAGAGUCCAGGGACACAAGGACACUGCAUCAGAGAUUCGCGGAAGGAACCAAUAGGGGUUAGGCGGAAAUCCAAGCUUCCCAUAAAGGCCACUGCACCAAAAGAUGUCUUCCUGUCAAACCAUAAGCCAGACAGUAAAGCAGGUAAACUGAGGCAGGUUGGUCCAUCAGAGAAAAACAAAACCCUUCCUACUUCUUCAUGUGUAGAUGCCAAGUCCCGAAUUCCAGUCAAAAACACACACAGGGAGAACCUAGUUUCAGUCAGAAAAGCAUGUGCCACACAAAAGCGAGGGCAGCCAGAGAAAGGCAAGGCCAAACUGCCUCCAUCCAAGUUGCCAGUAAAGGUAAGAUCCACCUGUGUCACCGUCACCACCACCAACACUAUCACCACCACCACCACCACCACCAAAUCCACCACCGUUAAAGUUAGAGAAAGUCAGCUUAAGGCAGUAUGUAAACAUCCCAUUGAAUAUUUUAAGGGAAUUAGUGGUGAGACCCUAAAACUUGUGGACCGCCUCACUGAAGAAGACAAAAAGAUGCAGUCGGAGUUGUCUGAUGAGGAAGAGAGUACCUCAAGAAACACGUCGUUGUCCGAGACUUCCCGGGGUGGCCAGCCUUCAGUUACCACGAAGUCUGCUAGACAUAAGAGAACAGAGGCAACACCUUUAAAAUCAAAGAGUGGAAAGGCCGGCAGUAGGAGGACUGGUCCACAGAGUCCUUGUGAGCGGACAGAUAUCAGGAUGGCAAUAGUAGCCGAUCACCUGGGACUUAGUUGGACAGAGCUGGCAAGGGAACUGAAUUUUUCAGUGGAUGAAAUCAAUCAGAUACGUGUGGAAAAUCCCAAUUCCUUAAUUUCCCAAAGCUUCAUGUUAUUAAAAAAGUGGGUUACCAGAGACGGAAAGAAUGCCACAACUGAUGCCUUAACUUCGGUCUUGACAAAAAUUAAUCGAAUAGACAUAGUGACUCUGCUAGAAGGACCAAUUUUUGAUUAUGGGAAUAUUUCAGGCACCCGAAGCUUUGCAGAUGAAAACAAUGUUUUCCAUGACCCAGUUGAUGGUUGGCAGAACGAGACGUCAAGUGGAAGCCUAGAGUCUCCAGCACAAGCCCGAAGAAUAACUGGUGGGUUACUAGACCGCUUGGAUGACAGCACUGAUCAGGUUCGAGAUUCCAUUACCUCAUAUCUCAAAGGAGAACCUGGGAAAUUUGAAGCAAACGGAAGCCACGCAGAAGUCACUCCGGAAGCAAAGGCAAAGUCCUACUUUCCGGAAUCCCAAAAUGACAUAGGAAAACAGAGCAUCAAGGAGAAUCUGAAACCAAAAACACAUGGAUCUAGUCGCACUGAGGAACCAGCGUCACCCCUCACAGCCUAUCAGAAAUCUCUGGAAGAAACCAGCAAGUUUGUCAUAGAAGAUGCACCUAAACCCUGUGUGCCUGUCAGCAUGAAAAAGAUGACUAGGACUUCUGCUGAUGGCAAGGCCAGGCUCAACCUCCACGAAGAAGAGGGUUCCAGUGGAUCAGAGCCUAAGCAGGGAGAAGGCUACAAAAUGAAGACGAAGAAAGAAAUUCGGAACGUGGAGAAGAAGACCCAUUAGUGACAGUGACGUCAGUCCAGGAUCAUGUUCGUACUGCCAGUAUUGAGAAAUUCACCAGAGAUCAGCCAGAAGGAAAAUAUUUACCAAGAGAAGGGAGUUUGGGGCUGCUGCCUCCACACAUCAAUGACGUGAUUUUUUUUUAAUGCAAAAGGAAAAGAAGAAAAAAAUCUACUCACAUUUUUUAUUUAGCAUGAGCCAAUUUACAGAGCAUGGAAACUCACUCUCAUUCCCAGGAUUGACACGUGUGUACUCAGCAACGCAGUAUAAGAUACAAGAAGCCAUGUUGUUCAGACUUGAUCUCAAGUAACUUGGUGUCAUUUUCAAAGAACAGAAAACACAACUGUGUGCCAGGAGGGACAGAAGAUGGCAUGGACAGAUCAAGAAAGAAACUCUAAAAUUACUGAAUCCACAACAGCUCGCCUUAUUUUUCUUGGACCCAAAUCUGUCAGGGUAUAAACACUAUUUGUUUUUUUUUUUAAAGAAAAAAAUAAACAUCAGUAGUUUUGCUGUAAAUAAUAACACUGUAAAUUCUAACAACAACAAAAAAAUAGGAUAAAUGUUGAUAGGCACCUGCCUCAUAGGACACAGACAAGAUACCACGCCGCAUCUAACAAUAGGAGUCCCAAGUGACUUCGCCCUGGACACAGAGGAGGACCUGAGAUGUGUGGGAACUCUUCGCUGACUCUUGUAUAUUAGCAAUUAUAAUGUUUGUACACGCAAAACUGCUAGCUUGAUUUUAAAAAGAAAAUGCAAACCUUUAAAAAAAAAUCUGCUGCAAAUUUAAAUAAUUCCCCAAAUGAGGAAUUCUGUAGUUCUGUGAAAAAAAUUUUUUUCUUCAGAAUACUAAUAUUUUGAUGCAUGCAUAUCACCUUAUUUUGAUUAAACCUUUUCCAAUUUUGCAAACACUACAGUCUCCUGCAACACGGGAGAUUUUACCUGUAAACACAAAGCCCUUCAUCUAAUAUUUGUUGCUAUUGCCAAUUUUUCAAUGAAAUGACCAAAAAUGGAAAAAAAAACCACACACACACAUGAAACUAUACAGUAGUUGCUUGGGGGUGGGAGGGGGGGCUGUUAGCGCUUACAGGGGAAAUGCUUGCCACUGUAGAGGUGGAUGGUGCUCACAAGAGGCCCCAGUCAUGGGCAUUUAAAAAUGGACUGACCAGAAACCCGUAUCUAGGAGAAUGGCAGCACACUGUCACAAAAGAAAAAAAAAAAACUCACUGUUAUUGUGUCCUGGCUCUGAGAUGUAGACCCUUUUCAGUAAGCCAAUCACUUGUAACCACCCUCGCAGUGUUAGGUUAGUAAGGCUGCGUUUUAUAGGGCAUUUUUUUCUUUGGGUUUCGGUGAGGUUCCUUUAUUCACUAUCUUCACUUGAAAUUGGCCUCCAUGGACACCUAGCUCUAGAUAACAUGUAUGAGAGAAGCGGAUGCUGGAUAACCUAGUCAAUUAUUUAAGCAUAAAAUAAAUUGUGUUCAACUCUUCAA
Molecule: messenger RNA, 15211 nt
Organism: Mesocricetus auratus (golden hamster)
Lineage: Eukaryota; Metazoa; Chordata; Mammalia; Rodentia; Cricetidae
Gene: Ank3
Product: ankyrin 3
Exons: 44
Coding region: 693-13727 (4344 amino acids)
Biological process (GO): protein localization to T-tubule; regulation of cardiac muscle contraction; signal transduction
Cellular component (GO): T-tubule
Molecular function (GO): protein binding
Source: RefSeq, a predicted model, not a curated record